AUGGCUUCAUCUAUUGACCCGCAGGAUCGGGCUCGUCCAAGAGACAAGUACAAGGAAGCAGUGGUAUCCCUUAUCCAUGAGCUCAAGUCUCGGUCCAAGCCUACCUACACGUAUACUGAGCUCGCUCAGUUCCAAGUGUCCGUCCAAUCCAUCGACCCGGAAGAUCAUGAAUUCAUAGAUUCGGAAGCUUGUCUCUUCCAGCCACUUAUACAGAAAGAGCUUAAAACAUUCAAACUCGAUAAAAAAGCACUUUCUGAGGUCGGUUCUCGCUGUAUCGACGAAUUCGAUGAUACGUUUUAUGACGUGACAGAUAGGAUUCCUGAGGAUUCCCAGAUAUGGACGAGAGCUGGUCAAAUUGUAUUCUAUCUUGAGGUCUUUGAGUCACAGUCUGACAGGAAGAGGGGGAGAUCGACCUCCUCCAUACAGGACCUUUCGCAUUGGGAUAAUAUCAAGGCCGAAAACUCUUUCACCGAUACUCCAACAGGAAUGUUAUCUGGUAUUACAGUUGGACAUUCAAAGCCUCAGGAUAUUCUGAGAUGGAAUGCCCAUUCUAUCUGCCAAUGGCUUGACGAUUUCAAGGAUCCGGAUCCGAAGACCACUCGCCCUCACGUCAAACUUGUGAUUCUUACUGGUACAGAGGCUAAAGAAAAUGAACUACUCCAUGGCGAGUUAGCAUCUAUUAUAAAUACCCUCUACUACCGUCUCGAACAGCCAGAAUUCGAGGAUACCUCAUUCUUCCCAGUCCUUGUCAUCUCGCUCUUUGGGCCAAGGCACGGUCGUCUCCUACAGGCUCAAUUCGAUAAUUCCGGCUUACUUGUCCGAUCCUCGCCGAUCUAUAAUUUUGUGGACAGUGAUGAAAAGAUGCAGCUUUUCGUUCGCUACAACAAUUGCAAACCCCGAGGCCCAGAAAUAGAGCCUGUUCUAGUUGAAGAGCAGUCGUCAUCUCCUCGCUUGUCAAGCCUCGCUCUUCGGAUCAAGCAAAGAAAAUCUUGA
Molecule: messenger RNA, 993 nt
Organism: Penicillium psychrosexuale
Lineage: Eukaryota; Fungi; Ascomycota; Eurotiomycetes; Eurotiales; Aspergillaceae
Exons: 2
Coding region: 1-993 (330 amino acids)
Source: RefSeq, a predicted model, not a curated record